Molecule: messenger RNA, 4896 nt
Organism: Rosa chinensis
Lineage: Eukaryota; Viridiplantae; Streptophyta; Magnoliopsida; Rosales; Rosaceae
Product: DExH-box ATP-dependent RNA helicase DExH12
Exons: 5
Coding region: 1-4896 (1631 amino acids)
Cellular component (GO): nucleus
Molecular function (GO): nucleic acid binding; ATP binding
Source: RefSeq, a predicted model, not a curated record
AUGGAUCAAGUUGUGAAGUUGAGAGCUAAAGCCACCAAGUCCAUACGUGUCCCAUACUUUGCAGUAAAAAUCAAUAGGCAUGAAAGACUUGUACGAGUAGCUGACAUGCCCAGGUGGAGUCGAAAAGCCUUUGACGGGAUCCAUGAGCUGAACAGGGUGGAUAGUAUUGUUUAUGAUACUGCCCUGUUUGAGACCGACAACAUCCUCCUGAGUGCUCCAACUGGACCCGGGGAAGGUAAUGUUGCCAUCCUCACCAUUCUCCAGCAGUUCAGUAUAAAUAUGGAUAGAUGUGAUGAUUAUAGUGUAAAUCACAGAGGGUACAAAGUAUUGUAUUUGGCUUCUGCUACAGCUAUUGUUCGUAAGGUGGUGGCACAUUUGAGUGCAAGAUUGAGGUCUUUUGGUGCCAAGGUGAAAGAAAUGAGUGGUCAUGACCAGACCCUCACUCACUCACAGAUUGAAGAGACUCAGAUUAUUGUCACAACUCCUAAGGAUUGGGAAAUGAUCACAAGAAAGUUUGGAGAACACACUUGUACACUGGUCAUUAUUGAUGGAGUUCACCUUCUCCACUCUACUAGAGGCCCCGUUCUUGAAAGCAUUGUUGCUAGAACGGUUAGGAUGCUGGAGACCACCAAGAAACAUACCCGAUUGGUGGGUUUAUCUGCUGUGUUCCCCAACUAUGAAGACGUGGCGCGAUUCUUGCGUGUUGAUGAUAAUGGUCUUUUUAAUUUUGACAAUAGUUGCAGACCUGUUCCUCUUUCUCUCAAGUGUGUUGGAAUGGAGGAUAGAAACCCACUGAGUAGGUUUCAAUUGAUGAAUCAACGCUGUUAUGAAAACGUGAUAGCUGUGCCAGGAAAUCAUCCUGUUCUUAUUUUUGUCCACUCAGAGAACCAGACAGUCGAAACAGCUCGCUAUAUAAGGGAUACCGCAGUUGCUAAUGGUACCAUUGAUGCAUUUAAGAAAGAAGGCAGUGUGACCAUUCUUCAAAGUAGUAUUAAUUCGGCUGAGAGCAACGAUCUUAAAGACCUUCUGCCAUAUGGUAUUGCUUUUCAUCAUGCGGGGUUGAGCAGGGAUGAAUGCCAAAAAAUUGAGGAGCUCUUUGCUGAUGGGCGUAUACAGGUUUUGGUUUCUACUGCAACACUCGCUUGGGGUGUGAAUGUUCGAGCUCAUACUGUGAUAAUAAGAGGAACUCAGGUGUAUGAUCCAGAGAAGGGUGCAUGGGCUGAAAUAAGUACUCUGGAUGUUAUGCAGAUGUUAAGUCUUGCAGGAAGACCUCAGUAUGAUUCAAUUGGAGAAGGGGUAAUCAUUACCGAAGACGACAAACAACAGGACUACUUAUCUUUGUUAAACCAAGGAGUUCCUAUUCAAAGUUAUUUCAGGUCCAGUUUGGAAGAUCAAUUGAAUGCUGAAAUCGUCCUUGGGACUGUCAAAAAUUUCAGUGAAGCUUGUACAUGGUUACAAUACACUUACCUGUAUGUUCAAUGGGAACGUGAUCAGAGACUCUGGGGCUUGGAAGCUGCUGAUCUACCAAGAGAUGUUACAUUGAAGGAGAAGGUACAAGACUUGAUCACUACUGCUGCAAGCAUGUUGGCCAGUAAAAAGUUGAUCGAGUAUGAUGAGAAAAGUGGAUAUUUCCAGGUUACAGACUUGGGUAGAAUUGCUAGCUAUUACUACAUAACUCAUACAACAAUAUCUGCAUAUUACAAGCAUGUGGAGCCAACAAUGGAAGGCAUCGAGUUUUAUCAAUUAUUCUCCUCUAGUGAGGAAUUUAAGUAUGUCACUGUUCGGCAGGAUGAAAAGAUGGAACUAGAAUCAUUGAAUAUCGAUUUUCGAGUCAAGGAAAGCCUUGAAGAGGCCAGUGGCAAGAUUAAUGUUUUGUUGCAAGCAUAUAUUUCACAGAAGAAGCUUGAAGAGCUUUCAUUGACAUAUGACAUGGUUUACAUUACUCAGUGUGCUGAGCGUUUUCUACGAGCUCUUUUUGAGAUUAUUGUGUUGAAAUGUGGAAGAGCUCAACUAGCUGUACAGGCUUUGAACUUGUGUAAAAUGGUUAACAAGAGGAUGCGGAGUACCGAAGCACCAAUUGAGAUAAAGCUUGCAGCAUCAGUGCAACCAAUUACUCGCACUGUAUUAAGGGUUGAGCUUACUAUUAGUACACCAGACUUCCCAUGGGAGGAUGGAGUUCAUGGAUGUGCAGAGCCAUUUUGGUUAAUAGUGGAAGGUAACAAACAAUCUAUUCAUCAUGAAUAUUUUCUGCUCAAGAAUGAGGAUCACACAUUGAACUUUACAGUGGAAAUUCCCGAAGAGGUGGAACCUCAAUACGUCAUUCACGUGGUGUCUGAUAGGUGGGUUCAUCAAGAAACUAGUGUGAAUCUUAAUGUUGAGCACCUUCAGUUACCUGAAAAAAAUCCUCCACCUACAGAGUUGGCGGGUUUGAAUCAAAUUCCUGUGACUGAAUUAAUGAAUCAAGAUUAUGAAGCUUUGUAUGAUCUUGAGCAUUUUAAUCAUGUCCAGAGUAUGGUCUUCAAACGUCUUUAUUACUCCGAUGACAAUGUCUUGGUUGCUGCACCAACAGGGUGUGGCAAGAUUAUAUGUGCAGAGUUUGCUGUAUUGCGGAAUCAUCAGAAGGAUGGUGACAAGAUGCGUGUUGUGUAUAUUACAGCUAUGGAAUGUCUUGCUAAAGAACGGCACACUGACUGGCAGAGGAGAUUCGGAAGAUCAUCAGAUGGUCUCGGGCUGUGUGUUGUUGAAUUAACAGGAGACACAGUCACCGACUUGGAACUACUUCAGAAAGGUCAGAUUAUUAUCAGCACUCCUGAGAAAUGGGAUGCUUUGUCUCGGAGCAAGAAAGGGAGGGGGCAUGCUCAAGAGGUUAGUCUUUUUAUUAUAGAUGAAGUUCACUUGAUUGUGGGUAAAGAUGGCCCAGUUUUUGAAAAUAUAGUCUCUAGGAUGAGAUACAUAUCAAGUAAAGGUUCGAAGAAGAUCCGGAUUGUGGCUUUGUCCACUUCUCUUGCAAAUGCAAAUGAUGUUGGAGAAUGGAUAGGGGCUACCUCUCAUGACCUUUUCAAUUUUGCUCCUGAUGCGCGCCCAGUGCCACUGGAAUUACACAUUCAGGGGGUGGAUUUAGCUAAUUUUCAAACAGUGAUGAAUGCACUGGCAAAGCCAACACACACUGCAAUUGUUCAACAUGGGAAACCUGCUCUUGUGUAUGUUCCUAUGGGGAAACAUGUGCAAGUAACAGCUCUGGAUCUGGUGACUUACUCGGAUGCAGAUGGUGGUGGUACACCAUCAUUUUCAGAAUGGAUAAUGGAGUCCAUAGAGAACAUUAGUGAUAAAACUUUGAGACGCACUUUGAGCCAUGGAGUAGGCUACUUGCAUGAAGACUUAACCACUUACGAUCAAAACAUAGUGUCAGAACUUUUUAAAGCUGACCAUAUUCAAGUGUGUGUCAUGAGUGGUUCAAUGUGUUGGGAAGUGCCUUUGUCUGCCCGCUUGGUGGUUGUGAUGGGAACCCAAUAUGAUGACCAGGAAAAUUUUCAUUUUGAAUACCCUGUUACUGAUCUAUUGCAGAUGAUGGAUCAUGCUGGUCGCCAUAGGAGUGGUGUAUCUGGGAAAUGUGUCAUCUUCUGCCAAGCUUCUCGCAAAGCAUUCUACAUGAAGUUCUUAAAGGAAGCACUCCCUGUUGAAAGCCGCUUGCACCAUUACCUACAUGAUUAUCUAAAUGCAGAAGUUGUAGCAGGAAUAAUUAAGAAGAAGCAAGAUGUUGCUGAUUACCUCAAACAGACCUUCUUGUACCAGAGGCUUAAGCAAAAUCCAAGAUAUUAUAAUCUACAGGGGGAUCUUUCUGAUUACCUCUCACAGCUUGUUACAGAUACACUGAGGGAGUUGGAAAAAAGAAGGUUAAUCUCUAUAGAGAAUGGCGAGGAUCUUUUACCUUUGUCUUGUGGUAGGAUUUGUUCAGACUACUACAUCAGAUAUACUACCGUUGAGCAUUUCAGACGUACCUUAACUUCAGAAACAAAGAUGAAGGGUCUUCUUGAGAUUCUAGCUCAUGCUUCAGAGUAUUCACAACUUUCUCUACUUCCCGGAGAAGAAGAGCUGAUUCAAAGGUUGAUUAACCAACAGAGAUUUUCCAUUGAGAUUCCCAACUGCAGAAAUCCUCAUGUCAAAGCAAAUGCUCUGCUUCAGGCCUAUUUCUCAAGGAAUGAAGUGGGUGGGAACCUAUCAUCGGACCAGCGUCAGGUCCUCCUUUCUGCAAGUAGGUUGCUGCCUGCAAUGGUCUGGAUCAUUUACAGAAGGGGCUGGCUACAACUUGCUCUCCUAGCUAUGAGAGUCAGCCAGAUGGUCACUCAAGGAAUGUGGGAAUAUGACUCGAUGCUUCUACAGCUUCCCCACUUUACAAAGGAAAUGGUAGAGAGAUGCCAGCACAAUGAGGGAAAGAGGAUAAACACUGUAUCUGAUUUGGUGAACAUGAAGAAGGAUGAGAGGCAUGCACUACUUGAGACCAUACUUGAGAUGACAGAUAACGAGAUGGAGGAUAUUGAAAGAUAUUGCAGACAUUUUCCCAGCAAUAAACUGACAAAACUUAAAUUUCGGAAGAAUGAAAGGGCCGGGGAAAUAAUAACUUUGGAGAUUGAAAUAACUACCCAUAGACCAGUUGGUGCUGUUGAUACUCCAAGGUUUCCAAAGAAGACCAAAGAAGAGGGGUGGUGGCUGGUAGUUGGGGAUACCAGUACUAACUCAUUGCUUACCAUCAAAGAGGUUCCCUUGCAAAAGAAGGCAAAAGUCGAGCUUCAGUUCAUGAAUUCUGCAAUAGCUGGACAGAAUCUGGACUUGACCCUAUUUUUGAUCUCUGAUUCACGAAUGGGAUGCGACAAGGAAAAAAGCUUCACUGUAGCUUGA